Molecule: messenger RNA, 1476 nt
Organism: Aureobasidium vineae
Lineage: Eukaryota; Fungi; Ascomycota; Dothideomycetes; Dothideales; Saccotheciaceae
Source: the annotation of a GenBank genome assembly
AUGGACGAGGAGGAAUAUGUCUGUAGCUUUUGCAAGUGUUACAGCUUCCUAUCGCGAUACGUGUGCAAGAAGUCGGGUAAGGUUAUGUGUCUGCUACAUGCUGGUGCAUACGAGUGCUGCGACUCCAAGGAAUCGGAUCGAUAUGCUGGUGCAGCUCACGAUCAUAUCCUCUCUCUCCGCAUGACGGACAAGGAGUUGAAGGCAAUGGUGCAAAAGGUGGUUGACCGAGCCAAGCUUCCUGAGGCUUGGGCACAGAAGGUCGACGACUAUCUUGGCCAGGAGCCCCGUCCUUCGCUCAAGAUUCUGCGUUCAUUGCUCAACGAAGGUGAGCGCAUUCCCUUCGACAUCCCGCAACUUGCAGACUUGAAGCGCUAUGUCGAGCGUUGCAACGAAUGGGUCGAAGAGGCCACCAUCUACAUCACUCGUAAGCAGCAGAACCGAGCUAAGGGAAAGCCUUCGCGCAAGAAGUCGACAGUUGCUGAAUCGGACGAGCGCGACAAGGAGCUUCGUAACUUUGAGAACAUGCAAAAGCUUCUCGCCACCGCUGACGAAAUUCAUUUCGAUUGCCCAGAGUACAAGACUCUGCGCGAAAGAGAAGCCGAUAUCAAUGACUUCAAAGCAAAGGCAGUCGCCAUUUGCAUGGGUCAGCAACACCACCCGCGCUCUACCCAAGAGAUCGAGGAAGUCUUCGAACUUGGCAAAGGCCUUAAUAUUGACCUUCCCGAGCUCGAGAACCUCGAAAAGCUACUCAAUCACGUGAAAUGGCUUGACGAAGCUCACACCCGUCCGGUCCAUCUGCAAACACUCCAGGAAGUUGACGUCUUUAUCAACCGUGGCUUGGAGAUUGGUAUUCCCGAGACAAACCCGCAUAUACUUCGCUUGCGAGACGCAAGGACCCAAGGUGAGUACUGGGAAGCCAAGGCCAAGGAGAUCAUGAGUGUCGAAAACGUCCAUUACCAGCAACUGGACGCUCUUUCUAAGCAGGCAGCUGGUCUGCCUGUCACUGCAGAGACACUUGCAAGAGUCGAUGCCAUACUCAAGAAACAACGCGAAGCUCAAGAAAAGAUUCUUGCUCUCUACCAACAGAGUAAGAAUCCCGAUUUCAGAUCCCGGCCAAUGUACAAGGACGUCAGAGAUGUCAUGGCAUCUUUGGAAGAAUUGAACAACAAGCCUGCUGGCACUGUCGACCUUGAGAAAGAGCAGCGCCGCCAUGAAGACUGGAUGCGACGUGGCAAGAAGUUAUUCGGCAAAGCCAAUGCGCCGCUACAUAUCCUGCAUCAGCACAUGAACUUGGUCAAAGAGAGGAACGAUGCAUGUUUCGAACUUCGUGAUAAGCCGAGAAUGCCAGUUGAGCCUUCCUCAAGGGAACAUACACCGGAGCUCGACACCAAGAACAACUUCCCGGAUGUCUUCUGUCUCUGCCGUAGACCUGAGGCUGGUAUGAUGAUUGAGUGCGAAUUGUGCCACGAAUGGUGA